This is a messenger RNA of Necator americanus (New World hookworm), 1104 nucleotides long. RefSeq lists its product as uncharacterized. Gene Ontology annotation, molecular function: hyalurononglucosaminidase activity. The record is from RefSeq and is a predicted model, not a curated record. Gene Ontology annotation, biological process: hyaluronan catabolic process; carbohydrate metabolic process. The transcript is spliced from 10 exons. Bases 1 to 1104 code for a protein of 367 amino acids. Lineage: Eukaryota; Metazoa; Nematoda; Chromadorea; Rhabditida; Ancylostomatidae.
AUGCGAUUCACAGUUUUCCUUCCGUUGACAAUGCCAACAUUGCUCAGCGCAUUUACUGCGCAUUGGAAUUUCUUCGACAAAGCUUGCCUAAAUUGGUACAAGGAUUUCGAUAGGUUUGAUAUUGAAGCCAAUAAAGGGCUUGAGUUUUGGGGAGAGAAGAUAUCGAUUUUCUAUGAGUUUAACUUUGGCAGUUAUCCAUACUAUAGAAACUAUGACGAGAACGAGCCAGUUAAUGGUGGACAUCCUCAGCUCUGCAACUUGACGGCUCACCUGGAAGUAGUCAAACUUAAUAUCACGAAGAGAAUCAAAGAUGAAAAUUUCGCCGGACUUGCAGUAAUUGACUUUGAGCACUGGCGUCCCUUAUUCGAUGAAAAUGGAUACCAGAAAAUGCAGGUCUACCAGAAUGUGUCCAUCAAAAUUGCCACAGAAAAAUAUCCCCACUUUACCCAUGAUCAAAUAAAGGAGGAAGCAAAAAAGGAAUACAACGAGGCCGCCAAAGAAUUCUUCCUCAAAACAAUCGAGGAAGCGAGGAUAUUACGACCAAAUGGUAAAUGGGGAUUUUAUGGCUUUCCCUACUGUGACUACGAUGCAGGCACAUCUAAGAAGCCGAGUUGCACGAAAACGUACCAGGACUGGAACAAUAGAAUGAUGUUUCUCUUCGAAGCAAGCGAUGCCUUAUAUCCCUCAAUAUACCUAGAAAAUAAAAACACUCCGGAAGAACGAUCUAAGUACGUCAAGGCAAUUCUGGAAGAAGCACUAAGAAUUGCCAACAUGUUCUCACCUCCACUUCCCAUUUAUGCGUAUACAAAAAUUGAAUACGAUUCACGAACGAAGAUUGGCAAUUUCUAUAACGCUGAAGAUCUGUGUUCAACGACUAAGCAACCAGCUGAUUUAGGAGUGGAUGGAAUAAUAUUCUGGGGCAGCAGUAAUAAUAUUAAACAACGCUGUCCAUUUAUCGAGAAAGAAAUGGAUGGAACUGUCGGACCGUGCAUCACAAGCCAGUCCUAUGUCGUUGAUCCAGCUGAUUAUAAAUGCGAUUGUGACUACGGCUACAGUGGUGACGAUUGCUCUAAAAAGGAUGAGACAAUAACUUCGUCGAAAUGA